AGAGACUUGUCUGCGCUUCACCUGAUUCUGCUCAAGUUCUUCUGCUCGUGUUAUUAAAUGACACCAGAAAACUAGGCAGUUUGUUAGAAGAUCUAAAACCCCGGAGGACUGGAGACCUGGAAAUGAAGAGAGAUUUUACGCUUUUCUGUCGGAUUUGGAUUGGGAUUCCCUUGUUCUCAGGUCUGGUGACUGGGUUUUCUAUGAGUCCACCCGCCCUUGACGACACCAGAGACCAGAUCGUGCUUGACGCAAACGACACCUUGACCAUUACAUGCAGGGGACAGCGGAUUCUGGACUGGAGCUGGCCUGAAGAGUCUUUGAGUAAAGUGGACUUUACAGAUCGCCAGGAGCAGCAGCCGCCCGCUGACACCCCGGGUGACAGAGCAGUGAGGGUGAAGGAGUGCCAGGGAGAGGCUGGGAAACCCUACUGCAAAACAUUAAUACUGCCCAACAGCGAGGCCGAUGACUCAGGGUACUACCGCUGUUUCUACCAGGACAUCAGAGCUGUCAUCGAUGGCACCACGGCUGCCAGCAUAUACGUCUUUGUGCGAGACCCAAACCAUCCUUUCAUCAGGACAAAUGAGAACAGCAUGGAGACCAUCUUCAUAACAGACUCUCAAACACACAUUGAAGUGCCAUGUCUGGUGUCAGAUCCAGAGCUGAAAGUGUCUCUCUUCUCGCAGUUGGAAUCGUCUCCAGUGCUGCUGGAAGGCGACGACAUCACCUGGAAUAACAAAAGAGGCUGGUCUGUUCCCAGACACAUCCUUAAGAACACUUCCAUCUUCAUUGGCUUCUUCUGCUCCAUCUCCGUCCAGAACAAAGACUACAGAUCAUCUAUGUACCUUGUGCAGGCCACAGGGUUUAAGUUUUACGAGCUCAAGCUGUUUCCUGAGGACUCACCCGUGGAGCUCAUGCAGGGGGAGGUUCUGGUGCUCAACUGCACGGCUCUGGUCGAGUUCAACGCCGCUGUGGAAUUCAAGUGGGACUAUCCGGGCCAAAAGGAAAAAAGGCUGGCGAGUUUUCAACCCGUGCGCAACGUCCUGGAAAAAAACACCAUGGUGUCCAGCAUCCUCACCAUCCGUAACGUUCACGUGGGUGAUACCGGUUACUACACCUGCUCUGCCGGGAGUGUGGAGAUAACACGAGAUCUCACUACUGUAGUCAUAGUUCACGAAAAGCCGUUCAUCAGUUUGGACUACAGGAAUGGAUCUGUUAUAGAGGCUAAAGAUGGCCAAAUAUCUGUCCGGCUCUCAGUGAAAUUGUCAGCGUACCCUUUACCGGAAACUCAGUGGUAUAAGAAUGGGAAAUUCAUCAGCAGACGGCCGGAGUUCAGCAGAUUUAAGGUCCUGCAUCAGGCUCUGGAGAUCAGAGAUAUGUGUAAGCAGGACGCUGGUGAAUACACAGUGAUAGUGAAAAACACAGCAGCUUCCCUGGAGAAAAGACUCAACUUUACCCUCAUAGUUAAUGUUCCUCCCCAGAUCCACGAGAAGGAGGCAGCAGCGCCUACCAACCCCUACAGGAAGAGCAGUCGCCAGACCCUGACCUGCACCGCCACCGGCAACCCCCCGGCCACCAUCACCUGGCAGUGGAGGCCGUGGAGCCCCUGCGGUCUCAACAGCACCCGCAGAACCCUGGGUCGAAGGGGCCAGCGAGAUAAGAUUCCCGUAUGUCAAGACUGGAUAGAUUUGGAUCCGGACCACACUGUCAAUCCUAUCGAGAGUAUCGAAACUUUGACUGAGAUGGUGGAUGGGAAAGAAAAGGCCGUAGGUCGUGUGGUGAUUCAAAAUGCCAACGUGUCCGCCAUGUACAAGUGCUCAGCUGAGAACAAAGUGGGAAAAGAUGAACGCUUGAUCUAUUUCUAUGUAACAACUAUCCCAGAAGGCUUUGGUAUCGAGAUGGAGCCGUCAGAGGAACCGCUGGAGAAGGAUAUGGUGCGACUGAAGUGUAAUGCAGACAACUACACGUAUGAGAACCUGCAGUGGUACCGUCUGGACCCGCAGGCUGUUCCACCAGAGCUGGACUGUAAGAGUCUGCACCAGUACGCUGAGUCUCUGGGGGGGAAGCUCUCCUUCCAGACCUCCAGCAACAACUGGGUCCUAGAGCUCGCCAUCGCCAACAUCCAGCUCCAGGAUGAGGGCAACUACGUGUGCGAGGUGCAGAACCGGCGCAGCGGGGAGAAACACUGUCACCGCAAGUACAUCCCGGUCAAAGCGCUGGAGGCACCUCGCUACCGUCACAACCCCACCAAUCAGACAGUGAACGUGAGCGAGUCGCUGCAGAUGGAGUGUGAUGUGGAGGGUACUCCGUCACCCCAGCUCUCCUGGUCCAAAGACAACCAGCCCCUCCAACAUAUAUCAGGGAUCCUCCUGCAGGACUCUAAUCGGACUCUGAGCAUUCAGCGAGUGAGAGAGGAGGACGCCGGUCUGUACACGUGCACCGCCUGCAACCAGAGGGGCUGUGUUCAAUCCUCCGCCACUGUGUCUGUCAUUGGUUCUGAUGACAGGACCAGCGUAGAGAUAGUCAUUCUCAUCGGCACGGGCGUCAUCGCCAUCUUCUUCUGGGUUCUUCUUCUCGUCAUCUUUUGCAAUGUUAAGCGGGUGAACCCAGCUGAUAUCAAGACAGGUUAUCUGUCAAUCAUCAUGGACCCAGGGGAGGUGCCACUGGAGGAUCAGUGUGAAUACCUGCCCUAUGACUCCAGCCAAUGGGAGAGACCCCGAGACAGACUGUGUCUCGGGAAGGUGCUCGGACACGGAGCGUUUGGAAAGGUGAUUGAGGCCUCUAUCAGUGCACAUGACAAGAAAACCUGCUCUAACACGGUGGCCGUCAAGAUGUUGAAAGAGGGAGCUACCGCCAGCGAACACAAAGCGCUCAUGUCAGAACUGAAAAUCCUCAUUCACAUCGGAAACCACCUCAAUGUCGUCAAUCUGCUCGGAGCAUGUACCAAACCAAAUGGUCCUCUGAUGGUCAUAGUGGAAUACUGUAAAUAUGGAAAUCUCUCCAACUUCCUGCGUGCCAAGAGGGAAUUCUUCUUACCGUACAGGGAUCGUUCUCCUAAAACUCAGAGUCAGAUGCGGCGAAUGAUAGAAGCGGGUCAGGUCGACCAGCGUGGACAUCAACCAUCCACCUCCUCCAACAUUACCCCCCCGAUGCAGUCUCGGGGUAAGAGCUCUCCAUCACUGGAGAAACUGGAUGAUCUGUGGAAGACUCCGCUCACUAUAGAGGAUCUGAUAUGCUACAGCUUUCAGGUUGCACGAGGGAUGGAGUUCCUGGUGUCUCGAAAGUGUAUCCAUCGAGACCUGGCGGCCCGAAACAUCCUCCUGUCUGAGAAUAACGUGGUGAAGAUCUGUGACUUUGGUUUGGCACGCGACAUCUACAAAGAUCCUGACUAUGUGCGCAAAGGAAAUGCCAGACUGCCUCUGAAGUGGAUGGCUCCAGAGAGCAUCUUUGACAAGGUUUACACCAGUCAGAGUGACGUGUGGUCAUUUGGAGUGUUGCUCUGGGAGAUUUUCUCUUUAGGUGCAUCUCCAUACCCGGGCCUUCAGAUUGAUGAAGACUUUUGCAAACGACUCAAAGAUGGUACCAGGAUGAGGUCACCAGAUAAUGCUUCCCCUGAGAUAUAUGGGAUCAUGUUGGCCUGCUGGCAAGGCGAACCCAGGGAAAGACCCACAUUUCCAGCUCUGGUGGAAAUACUCGGAGAUCUGCUGCAGGAAAACAGUCUGCCUGAAUUGCCCCUGAAUCUGUCUGAGAGCUCAGAGGAUGAUGGCUUCUCACAAGCUUCAUCAAGACCGCCAUCACAAGAGGAGAUCAGACUUGCCUGUAACACAUUGUCCACAGGAUAUUACAACUGUGUGCCGUUUGCUGGGUGUAUCAUGGUCGGACCCUCCAAUACGUGUCACUCUCGAGUGAAGACUUUUGAGGAACUUCCUCUGGAAAUAACAUCACACAAGACACAUCAUGACAGCCAGACAGACAGCGGGAUGGUUCUGGCAUCAGACGAAUUGGAGAGAUUUGAGCACAAGCACAGAGGCAUAUUGAAAAAUCCAUCAGCAGGCCGCAGUACAGAACGGCUCAUCAGUUCUCCGUCUGUGAGCAGCAGUGGCAGCAUCAGCACGUUACGUCCAGCGUUCUUCAGCCAACUCUCCGGCCAGACCUUCUACAACAAUGAAUACGGCCAGCUGUCAGAGGAGGGCGUCUGUGACUUUUUCUCCUCAGAUCAGGCUGUUUAUGACGGAGCCUUCCUGGCAACGUCCAACCUGUAACGCCACUGAUUGGCCGUUAUAUACAACUUGACCCCGCCCCCUUUACAAACUGAACUGAUGUCUGUUUUUCUAAAGUUCUCUCAAUAGCCACUGAGUGGCGCCAUUACAUCAUUUUCAUACCAAAAAGUAUUUUAUCAUCUUAAGUUACAUUUAUCUUUAUAUAUAAAGAGUAAACUGUUUUAUUUGUACAAAAAUAGAGGAAAAUUGUAGGAAAAUAAAACAAUAUAUCUUGUAACGAGACUCAUUUCUUAUUUUACAAGUGACAAAAAAACUUUUAAAAAACUGGGUUUUUGUUAAAUUAACAUU
Triplophysa rosa is the source of this 4565-nucleotide messenger RNA. RefSeq names its product fms related receptor tyrosine kinase 4 (gene flt4). Gene Ontology annotation, biological process: protein phosphorylation; positive regulation of kinase activity; cell surface receptor protein tyrosine kinase signaling pathway. Gene Ontology annotation, molecular function: transmembrane receptor protein tyrosine kinase activity; ATP binding. The record is from RefSeq and is a predicted model, not a curated record. The transcript is spliced from 30 exons. Gene Ontology annotation, cellular component: signaling receptor complex. The coding region runs from base 123 to 4259 and encodes 1378 amino acids. NCBI's taxonomy places the organism in Eukaryota, Metazoa, Chordata, Actinopteri, Cypriniformes, Nemacheilidae.